This is a messenger RNA of Thelazia callipaeda (thelaziosis nematode), 792 nucleotides long. The record is from the annotation of a GenBank genome assembly. Lineage: Eukaryota; Metazoa; Nematoda; Chromadorea; Rhabditida; Thelaziidae.
AUGAACAAAUUUGUAAACAGAAGUACUUACUUGAGAGAUAAAAAGAAACAUAAGGCAAAGAAUGACGUAACUUCAUCAGAAAUUACACAUGAAGUUAGUCGGAAUUUAGAAAAAAGCCAAAAUAAAAGAGUUUCUAUCAACGAUUCCGCCCGUAAAAAUUCAAUUGAAAAUACAAAUGAGAUUGAACAAAUUCGAAGUUCUAUUAACGACAACUUUGCGCACGAUAGAAGUAUAGUCAAGAAUGAAGCAGCAGCAAAAAAAGGUCGGAAGAAAAACAUAGCAAAUAAAUUCAAAGCUUCAACGAAAAUAAGCAUUUAUAGUUCAGCGGAAAGAAUAAAUUCAGAGAAAAUGGCUGCUGAAAGUUCAAGUGCAAUCAUAAAUCACGCAGUAAAAGUUCGAAGUACUAUCAAUGAUAAUGUCUUAAAAGAUAAAGCUACACUUGGGCGUAAUAAGAUAAAAAAUACCGCAGCAAAUAAAAAGAGUAAAACUUCGAAAGUAAUCGCACAUAAAACUUCAAAAAACUCAAGCAACACUUUGAAUAGCAAGAAUUCUGUGGUACGUAACGUAUCUCAAACUCACAGUGUUCAAACUACUAAGAAUCAAAUCUCGACAAAUAAUGUAGUAAAAAUUCGAAAAAAAAGCUCAAAAACAGAUUACGAGAGAAUAAUUAAAGUCAAAAAAGAGACAGCUGCUAUAUGCAAAAGUGAUGAACCAUUGGUAGAUCAGACUUAUGAUAAGCAAGGUAGGCACACAUCUCAUUCGGAUACUAAUAGUGAUAAUAAUAAGCAAUAA